CUUAUUUCAGUGAUACAGACGUAUUCGACGUUCCCUACAUGAGAAUGAUCCGUUUCUCGCUCAACUCCAUAGCUCAGUGGCCAUACACCUUCGGGCCCAGAACCAUGCGCGCGCGCAUACAAUCCGUGUAUCAUUAUAUAAUGAUCACAGUCAGCACGUAUCUUGAAAUAUCUUGCGUGUUUUAUGUGAGAAAUAAUCAGGAUAAGGAGUUCAUUGUUCUGGGACACGAUUACUUUAAUAUUUUGAUGGGUAUUAUCAUUAUUGAGCUCCGUCGCAUCACUAAAAUCUGCAACAUAGCGGCCGUAAUAAUCCACAUACAAAUAUUCUUCUCCAUGAUGUUUUUUAACAUGGUGCCCCUUUGGAAAAACAUCCAUGCUGGCAUGUUUUCAGACCGUAGACCUGAAAACGGAACGUUUGUGCAUUCAGGCAACUACUUAUCCUUUGUAGACCAGUAUAGUGAUACUAGAGGUUACUUCCUAGUUUUCUUUUUGAACUUCUAUCCUUCUUAUAACGCUGCAGUUACUUUUCUUUGCAUGGAUCUUUUGAUUUUCAUAAUGGUCUUCCACAUUGCGGGACAUUUGAAUAUUCUGGUGCAUGAUUUGAGAUACUUCCCCCGGCCGAAUGAGAUGGAACAGUGUAUGGAAACGGGGUCGAGGAAAUAUAAUGAAGAAGUAUUUGUACGGUUGAAGGAUUUGAUUGAUCGAGAUCAAGCGAUUAAAGAGUUCAUGAUCGACACCUCCGAAACGUUCGGCAUUAGUUUAUGCAUAUACCUCGCCUUCCACCAGGUCACUGGGUGUGUGUUGCUGCUAGAAUGUUCUCAGAUGACACCAGAAGCUCUUGGUAAUUAUGGGUUCCUGACCUUGAUGAUGUUUCAACAGCUAAUCCAGACAUCGGUGAUAUUUGAAUUUAUCAGUACCAAGAGCGACACCCUCGCCGACGAGGUAUACUCCCUCCCAUGGGAGCUGAUGGACGUCAGAAACAGAAAGGCUGUCCUGCUAUUCUUGAAGAACGUGCAGCCUCCGAGGGCCCUCAAGGCCGGUGGUGUGGUCUCCGUGGGCGUGCUUACUAUGUCUACGAUAAUCAAAACGUCGUGUUCGUAUUUCCUCAUGUUGAAAACAUUAACAGUAGAAGAGUAAUGGAAUUCUGCAAUACACUUGACACAAAAUG
Messenger RNA from Cydia amplana, 1167 nucleotides. Its product is annotated as odorant receptor 9a-like. NCBI's taxonomy places the organism in Eukaryota, Metazoa, Arthropoda, Insecta, Lepidoptera, Tortricidae. Gene Ontology annotation, molecular function: odorant binding; olfactory receptor activity. Bases 39 to 1136 code for a protein of 365 amino acids. Gene Ontology annotation, biological process: sensory perception of smell; detection of chemical stimulus involved in sensory perception of smell. The record is from RefSeq and is a predicted model, not a curated record. Gene Ontology annotation, cellular component: plasma membrane. The transcript is spliced from 6 exons.